This is a messenger RNA of Microthlaspi erraticum, 1182 nucleotides long. The record is from the annotation of a GenBank genome assembly. Lineage: Eukaryota; Viridiplantae; Streptophyta; Magnoliopsida; Brassicales; Brassicaceae.
AUGGCGUCUUCUUGUUCCUUGCUCGAAUUAACUCCGUUUAAAUGGAAUCCGCCAUUCUCAUACACGCACCGGCGGUGCCAUGAUCGUAUUGCUCUUUUCUGCUCAAAACCUCAACGGAAAUCAAACUACGUUCGUCUCCAAAUCACCUUAAAUUACAAACCAUCGGAUGGUGAUGUGAGACCCGAAUCGGCUCCUGCUCAGAUAUGGAAGAAUUCUUUUGACCAAAUCGCGGUUCAGGUGAAGAAAACGAUAGAUUCGCUGAAGAAACCGGCAAUAGCCGCGGUUUUACUCGGUCUGCUGUUGUUCUACGAUCCUAGCUGGGCCUUGGCUGCUUCCGGUGGUAGAAUUGGCGGUAACGCCUUCUCGUCAAGGUCUCGGAGCUCAUCUUCUUACUCUUAUUCUGCGCCGAGAACAUCGGAGCCGAGUAUGAGAUACUCUGCUCCGUACCAAGGACCGUCGCCGUUCGGUGGAGGUCUGUAUGUUGGUCCGGCGGUUGGUCUUGGGUACGGGUUUGGUGGGUUUUCGAGCUUCUCUCUGAUUCUGGCGGGUUUCGCAGCCUUUGUUUUGGUUUCUGGAUUCCUCUCAGACCGUUCACAAUCACAAGAUGGCGUUUUAACCGCUACUCAGAAAACUACCGUCCUUAAACUACAGGUGGGAUUGCUUGGUUUGGGGAGGACACUACAACAAGAUUUCAAUCGCCUUGCUGAAAGUGCGGAUACAUCCACCUCAGAGGGUCUGAGUUAUGUUUUAACCGAGGCAACAUUGGCUUUGCUGAGGCACCCAGACUAUUGCAUCUCUUGUUAUUCAUCAGUUGAUGUGAAGCGGAGUAUAGAAGACGGAGAGAAGCGAUUUAACCAACUCUCCAUUGAAGAACGAGGAAAAUUCGAUGAAGAGACGCUUGUUAAUGUCAAUAGCAUCAAGAGACAAAGCUCCAAGAUUCGCACAGCUACCGGUUUCAGCAACGAAUAUAUUGUGGUAACCAUCUUGGUGGCUGCAGAAGGUAUACAUAAACUGCCGCCAAUAAACGGAACUGUGGAUCUUAAAGAGGCGUUACAGAAACUCGGGUCCAUACCCAGAAACAAAAUAAUGGCAGUAGAAGUAUUGUGGACACCACAGAACGUCAACGACGCUUUGUCAGAAAGGGAGUUACUUGAAGAUUACCCACUUUUGAGGCCUUUGUAA